This is a messenger RNA of Funneliformis geosporum, 1521 nucleotides long. The record is from the annotation of a GenBank genome assembly. Lineage: Eukaryota; Fungi; Glomeromycota; Glomeromycetes; Glomerales; Glomeraceae.
AUGAAUAAAAAAUGCUUGAUUAUUCGUUACGGAGAAUUAUUUUUGAAAGGAAAAAAUAAACCCGACUUCAUUAAAAAGUUAGUCGACAAUCUCAAUUUAGCCUUUCAAAAAAAUAACUUGGCUAACUUUCGGAUAAAAAAACUCCCCGACCAAUUGAUAAUAAAUACCGAAAAUGAAAAAGAUUUAACUGCUUUAAUUCCGAUUUUAAAAAAAAUCUUCGGAAUUAGCAUUUUUUAUUUGGCUUACCAGUUAGAAAGUAGUGUGGAAAGCUUGGAUAAUUUUGUGAAAAAAUUGUUCGAUUAUUAUGAAAUUAAUUUCACCACUUUUAAACUGAGUAUUAGCCGUAAUGACAAAAAUUUUCCCAAAAAUUCUUCAACUCUCCAAAAAGAACUAGGAGAAAUUAUAGUCAAAAAAUAUCAGUUGAAAGUUAAUUUAAGCAACCCCCAAAAAAUUUUCUAUAUUCGUAUUUACCGAGAUUUUAUUCUCGUUUUUAGCGAAAGGUUAACCGGAUUAGGCGGUUUGCCGGUGGGUAGUUCUGGUCGAGCCUUGGUGCUCCUAAGCGGAGGAAUAGAUUCGCCGGUAGCAGCUUACCAACUAAUGAAAAGAGGAUUAGAGAUUGUUUAUCUACACUUUUAUCAGCAAACCGAAGGACAAACUAAAAUUUUUGCCUUGGGGGAAAAAUUAAAAUUUUAUAAUAAUUAUUCUAAUGAUAUUUAUUUAGUUGAUUCCCGAGCUUUUUUGACUGAAAUUAGGCAUAUUAGUCUUGAAAAAUAUCGCCUAAUUAUUUUAAAAAGAAUGUUUAUUCGUUACGCUUGUCGGCUCGCCCAAGAACUAGAAAUUAAAGCCAUUGUUACCGGUGAUUCUUUGGCCCAAGUGGCUUCCCAAACUCUUGAAAGUUUAGGAGUGAUUCAACAAGCCUCUAUAACUGCUUUCGAGCAAGUAGAAGUCUCAACUCAAAAAGUAAUUGAAUUAGGCACUUAUGAAAUUUCUUUAAAAACUUAUGCCGAUUGUUGUGCUUUGUUCGAACCCCGUUAUCCAAUAACUAGACCGAAAAAAGAAGUGGUGGAAAAAUUAGAAAAAGAGAUUUUUUGGGAGGAAAUUUUAGAAAAAAUAAUACUUAUCGUAUUGUUAUCCUCGGCAAAAACCACUGCUAAAAAACCAGGGCAAAUCGGAGAAGAAGAAACUUUAAGAAUAAUUAAAAACUUUAUUACAACCAAAAGAUAUUCUGAACAAAAAUUAGAAGAAUCAAGAAAGGGUUGUCCAGCAGUUGUUGAGCGAAAAGGUAAAAGGGGGGUUAAUCACAAUCUAAUUCUUUGUGUUAGAAAUGCAGAAAAGGGAGCGGUGAUUAGUCAUAAACUUAUUAAAAAUGUCAAAAAUGUAUUAUCUCUUAAUUCUUCAAUUCAUUCUACUACCAAGGAACUAGAGGAGUUAGGUUUAAGUAUAGAAGAAUUAGCAAAACAAAAGAAUGCAUCUUGGUAUCUUACUGAGAACUUGCCAACUGAUGCCGAAGAAGAGAAUUAG